AUGAAGAAAAGCAGGCCCGAGUCUCCACUCAUUCACCAUGGCGACAUAGAAAGCUAUGGCUCGAUGCAAACACAUCAAGAUGAUGGAGCAAUCGCGAACGAAUCACUCAGCUUCACCGCCAGGAAUGCUGGGAUGUUAUUGAUCAUAUACUCCCAGUUUUUCUUUGCUUCCAUGGAUAUCUCGGUGAAGCUACUGAACGGUUUGGAGCCUCCGGUGCACGCACUUCAGAUUAUCGUGAUUAGGAUGGGCAUCACCUUGAUAUGCUGCGAGAUAUACAUGACUGUUAUGGGGAUCCCUGAUCCCAUAGCUGGCCCUAAAGGUGUUCGAAUGAUGCUUUUCAUCCGUGGUGUCACUGGGUGGGUGCUCAUAUACUCGCGCGGCCUCAAACUUAUCAACAAUCUGUUUCCCAGGUUUUUUGGGCUAUCUGGCAUGUACUGGUCUCUCCAGUACUUGUCUGUCGCAGAUGCCACAGUCUUGGUUUUUUUAACACCUCUUACGGCAGCGGUGGCUGGAUCUGUAUUUUUGAAGGAGAGCUAUUCCGUCAAGCAAGCUAUCGCGGGAGUUUUCAGUCUCCUCGGUGUCAUCCUCAUAGGCAGACCCGCGUUCCUAUUUGGCUCCCUGGAUGCUGUCCCUCAAGGACUCUCAGACGUGGCCCCUGCGCAAAGGUUGGCGGGUGUUGUGUGGGUACCAUUACGCGCACUCUGCCCCGCUCAACCUACAAUUUAUCUAUUUUCGGUAGGGCCUGUAUGGUCAGCGUACUUGGAAAUACUGGAGCAUGUACGUAUUGUCAUUGACCUUCUGAUGGUAAUGGCCGCUUUAAUGGUUUUAAUAGAUACCUCGAUACGCGCAAUUGGGAAGCGCGCUCACCCGAUGCAUGUAAUGUCAUACUUUUCAUUAUGGUGCACAAUUAUAUCAUCUUUGGGGAUGGUUGUUUUUGAUAUUCCCGUUGUAUAUCCUACGUCAUGGAUGUGGAUACUUCUUCUGCUCAUGGUCGGUGUCUUCGGCUUUGCGGCGCAGACCCUUUUGACGAUGGGACUACAAAAAGAAACUGUGUCGCGUGGUGUCACUGGAAUGUAUGCUCAGGUGGUUUUCGUCGUGGUGCUUGAACGCCUGUUCUUCGGAGUUACGCCGUCUUUACCGUCGGUUCUCGGCGCCGCUGUCAUCAUGUCCUCUGCUUUCUAUGUCGUCAUGAAAAAAACCUGACCAAGACAGUGCCAGUGACAAUGCUGCAACACAGAAGUGUGGGGCCCUGCCUACUCCGAGGAGUCGGAUAUAUUGUUACUUCUGAGUCUUGCACUUUCUAAAAAUACUCCAGCACUUGUGCAUUCAACGACCGUUAUUAUGUCCACUCGAGUUUACGUUGUGGUGGGAAGUCAUCCUUGCAUGGUUCAUCUAAGUUCACUGGAAACUACACUAUAGACAGCACCACCAGCAGUACUAUUUCCCAAGUUAACGGACUCCUGCCCGGCCUUAAU
This is a messenger RNA of Suillus plorans, 1475 nucleotides long. Its product is annotated as DUF6-domain-containing protein. Gene Ontology annotation, cellular component: membrane. Bases 1 to 1203 code for a protein of 400 amino acids. The transcript has 8 exons. The record is from RefSeq and is a predicted model, not a curated record. NCBI's taxonomy places the organism in Eukaryota, Fungi, Basidiomycota, Agaricomycetes, Boletales, Suillaceae.